Grus americana (Whooping crane) is the source of this 12483-nucleotide messenger RNA. It is a transcript of the gene PLCE1, whose product is annotated as phospholipase C epsilon 1. Lineage: Eukaryota; Metazoa; Chordata; Aves; Gruiformes; Gruidae. The record is from RefSeq and is a predicted model, not a curated record. Bases 541 to 7203 code for a protein of 2220 amino acids. Gene Ontology annotation, molecular function: guanyl-nucleotide exchange factor activity; phosphatidylinositol-4,5-bisphosphate phospholipase C activity. Gene Ontology annotation, biological process: phosphatidylinositol-mediated signaling; lipid metabolic process; small GTPase-mediated signal transduction. The transcript is spliced from 31 exons.
CCGUGGAGCGCUGGCGAGGAGGGGGCGGCUCCGUCCCGCAGACCGCUCCGCCGCCGAGGCACCGCCGCCGCAGUUCACCGGCCGGCCCGAGGAGGAGGAGAAGGAGGAGGAAGAUGCCGGGUGGACGCUGAAAGAAAACUAACUUUUUGGAUGCCCUGUGGGGAGAUGCAUCUUUGACAUGGAUUCUGUUUGGUCGUCUUUUACAACCUGAGACAACAGUGUGUGCGCUACAUAUGAUAAAAGAAUUAACUGUGAGAAGAGACAAGCUGAAUGGCUACAUCACAAUAAGAAGCUGGUUUAAAAAUGUUUGUAUUUCAUGCCAGUAAUCCAAGGCUGGGAAAGCCUAGUAGCCCAACAUUUAAAAAAAUUACUUUUUUUUAAAACCCAGUUCAAAAACCCCAAUCAAUGUACAUUUUACCCUGUGUUCCCUGAUUAUUUAGCACUGAAUCUUUUAUUACACUGAAAUCAUGGUGUGAGGAGUGGUAGACAACACCCCUCCCCAUCCCCAACACACAUCCAGCAACUAAAGACUGUGUCAAGAUGACCUCUGAGGAAAUGACAGCGUCUGUUCUCGUCUCUAUGGUACAGGGUAAAGUGAUACCUGCUCAGUCAGCUGGAGAUGAAAAUACUGAAAAUGCUUUGGACACCAGUGUUAUAAAAAGACAUGCUGCCAGUCCGGGAAGGCAAACCGCACACGCUCUCUCAUACUUACACAGACUUGAAGAAGAAAGUCUUCAGGGCUCCGUGCCCAAAAUAUUCUCUCUGGCAAAAGAACAACUGACUAAUGACAAUAGUAAUGAAAACUUCUGGGAGAGGAACAGCUCUAUCCCUGAUUCAGUGGAAUUUCUUAACAUUAACUGUAACAUUGUACAGAAAAACUACAAGAGCAAUAUCCCGUGCAGCCAGUUGUAUAAAUCUUGUGAUCCUUUAGCAGGGAGAGAGGCAUGCCUGGAAACUGGAAUUCCUGUCUCACUGGAAAGAGCCAUGCUUGCUGAAAUUCAGUUGAAAAUGAAUGGACCUUCGUUAAGAAGCCAGACAGCAGUAAAUAAGAAUGACAGCAAUGAUACUGAUAAAGUGGCCUUUUUUCACUUUCAUUGUGCUAGUGAAAGGAAUAUAUCAAAGGCUUUGUGCAGUUUACACAGCGGCUUCAUUUUGGAUGACUGCUUGCAGCCAGUAAGCGUUGGCGACGAUAACACCGCUGGUUCCCCGGCCUGCACUUGCAGAUUGAUGGAGCUGACAAAUAACUGUGAGAACGAAAACGGGCAGCAGUUGUAUGAAGACGCUUUAAGGGAUAAAUAUUUAUGUCUGGAAAGAGCACCACGAAAGGUUAAAGUGGCGUGCUCAGGUCACAGCUUCUGUGGAAAUAACUUUACUGGAAGAAUGCCCUCAAAGCCCUUUCUGAGCCAUUUUGAAGACUGUAAUGAUAACUGUGAAGAAGAGUUGGAAGAGGAUUUUUUUAAAAACAAAAAGGAACGUUCUACUUUAUUAAUAAGACGUUUCUGUAAAAAUGAUAAAGAGGUUAAAAAAUCAGUUUAUACUGGAACGAGAGCGAUUGUUAGGACUUUACCUUCAGGGCACAUAGGAACUGUUGCUUGGAAUUAUGUUGAGCAAAGGAGAAACAGCAGUGGCUUGAAGCUUUCUAGGAUUACAACAGAACACCUAAAUAUAAUUCAGUCAUUAAUAAAAUGCGAAUUUAAUUCCUUUCUUGAGAAGUCUUUAUGGUAUGAGAUCUUCGAUACAGUGAGAGAAGAAGAAGGAACAGAAGAUAUUUUUGAAUAUUUUCCUCAUCUUCUGAGAAGGCUCCCAACGUUUGAUACAGACUGUAUAUGCAAAGGUGAUGGUUUUUGUGUAAAACCAUGUGUAACAGGUGCUUGCUGUCAAUAUCGUGCUACUUUACAGAGGACUGCCCUCUCUAACUAUAUAACUGGUGCUUUACUAGAAGCAACUACAUCAUUAGGAGCAAGAAGUGGUCUUUUAAGUAUCUUCGGAGGAUCAACUGGAAGAACAAUGCUUAAAGAACGUCAAGCGUGUACAUCUAUGGCCGGCUCCAGCGUCCUUCCCUCCAAUGUGGCUGGUAUCAGCAAAGAGCUGAUCGAACUGCAGCACCUCAUCCAGUUCCCGGAGGAGGUUGCCAGCAUUCUGACCGAGCAGGAGCAGGAGCUUUACCGGAAAGUCUUACCCAUUGACUACCUCUGCUUUUUAACCAGGGAUUUGGGUAAUGCUGAAUGUCAAAGCAAGCUGCCAUCUAUUAAAGCUUCCAUAUCUGCUACUAUUCUUUCUUCCCCCAAUGGUGAACAUAAUGCUAUAGAAGAUCUUGUGACACGGUUUAAUGAGGUGAGCUCCUGGGUUACCUGGCUGAUCCUGACUGCAGGUUCUAUGGAGGAGAAACGAGAAGUCUUCUCAUAUUUAGUACAUGUGGCAAAAUGCUGCUGGAAUAUGGGCAACUACAAUGCUGUAAUGGAAUUUCUGGCAGGGAUAAGGUCAAGAAAAGUUUUAAAAAUGUGGCAAUUUAUGGACCAAUCUGAUAUUGAAACCAUGCGAAGUCUGAAAGAUGCUAUGGCACAACAUGAGUCAUCAUCUGAAUACAGGAAAGUGGUCAACCGGGCACUCAAUAUUCCAGGCUGUAAAGUCGUUCCUUUCUGUGGUGUAUUUUUAAAAGAGCUUUGUGAAGUUUUGGAUGGAGCAUCAAGCCUCAUCAGACUCUGUCCACGAUAUAACUCCCAGGAUGAAACAUUAGAGUUUGUUUCAGAUUACAGUGGACAAGAUAAUUUCUUGCAACGAGUAGGCCAAGAUGGUUUAAAUAAUCCAGAAAAAGAAUCAACAGCAAACAAUAUCUUUCAAACUAUUCGGAGCUGCAAUCGCAGUUUGGAAUCUGAAGAGAGUGAAGAUAAUUUUAGUGAAGGGAGCAAUUCAAGAAAAAACUCUUUGAAGGACAAAACCCGGUACCAAUUUAUAAUCGGAGAUCUUUCAGAUUCUGAAAGUGAUAUAUUUGAGCAGUUGAAGGAGUGGGACGCAAAUUCAACAGAAGAGCAACAAAAGGCUUUCUGCCAUGGGAUAGAACUCAUUCCCUGGUAUGUGUUAUCUAUCAGGGCUGACGUCCAUCAGUUCCUGCAACAAGGGGCAACCGUCAUUCAUUAUGACCAGGAGACACAUCUCUCAGCACGUUGCUUUCUUCAACUUCAGCCUGACAAUAGUACUUUGACUUGGACAAAACCCACAACGGUUUGCCCUGCAAAUGCCAAGGCAAAACUGAGUGUGCUCGGUAACGCGGCUGAGCUUGGUAAAUACCAGUUUCUUGGUAAUACUGGACUGGUGGAAGGUUUUUUGGACUUGUUUUCAGCCAAGGCUGUAUAUAUGGGACACUCUGGCAUUGAUAUGCACACUGUGUGUGUUCAGAACAAACUUUGUAAUAUGUCCCUUGAAGAAAAUGGUAUAACACUUCUUUAUGGACUUCAGACUACUGAUAAUAAGUUGCUGCACUUUGUUGCUCCAAAAUAUACUGCCAGAAUGCUGUAUGAUGGAUUGCUGGAAUUGACUAAAGCUGUAAGAAAAAUGAGGAGAUUCCCUGAUCAAAGACUACAGUGGCUACGGAAACAGUAUGUCAGCCUUUACCAGGAGGAUGGAAGGUUUGAAGGCCCAACCUUGGCUCAGGCUGUUGAGCUGUUCGGAGGCAGACGAUGGAGUGCAAGAAACACCAGCACGGGAACUCUCACCAAAAGCAUCGAGAAACCUAGUGUACAGAGAAACAACACUCUGGGAAUAAGUGCAGCUAAGAAAAAGAAGAAAGUACUCAUGAGGGGUGAAAGUGGAGAGGCCACUGAUGAUGAAAUGGCAACUCGGAAGGCAAAAAGCUGUAAGGAAUAUCGUAAUAGAAGUGGCUCAGAUCCUCAAGAUAUUGAUGAACAAGAAGAACCAGAUCAAAAUAUUAUUAGUAAUGCUUCUCCAUCUAACAACCUGCCAUCAAGAAGAGCUCACUCUCUGACAGCAUCUGGAUCUCCUAAUUUAGGAGCUACAACAUCUUCACCAGCAAGACCAGUCUCCUCUCCUGUAAUGUCUUCAAGCAAGAGUCAGUCUAGCACAUGGAGCAGCAGUAGCUGGCAUGGCCGUGUUAAAGGAGGAAUGAAGGGGUUUCAGAACUUCAUGGUGUCUGAUAGUAACAUGACUUUUGUGGAAUUCGUAGAGCUCUUCAAAUCUUUCAGUGUCCGUAGCCGCAAGGAUCUGAAAGACCUUUUUGAUGUCUAUGCUGUGCCUUGCAAUCGAUCUGGUUUAGAGCCUGCUCCACUUUACACUAAUUUGAAGAUUGAUGAAAAUAGCAGUGGAUUCCAGCCUGAUUUAGAUUUGUUGACUAGGAAUGUUUCAGACCUCGGUUUGUUCAUUAAGAGCAGGCAGCAGCUAUCAGACAACCAGAGGCAAAUUUCUGAUGCUAUUGCUGCUGCCAGUAUCGUAACCAAUGGUACUGGAGUUGAAAGCACAUCGCUGGGAAUAUUUGGAGUGGGAAUCCAGCAGCUAAAUGACUUCCUAGUGAAUUGCCAAGGAGAACACUGCACCUAUGAUGAAAUCCUCAGUAUUAUCCAGAAAUUUGAACCCAGUGUGAAUAUGUGUCAGCAGGGGCUGCUAUCUUUUGAAGGAUUCGCAAGAUUUUUGAUGGAUAAAGACAACUUUGCCUCCAAAAACGAUGAGUCACAAGAGAAUGUUGAGGACUUGCACUUUCCACUGUCAUAUUACUACAUAGAAUCUUCACACAAUACUUACCUUACUGGCCAUCAGCUUAAAGGGGAGUCCUCAGUAGAGCUCUACAGCCAGGUUCUUUUACAAGGCUGCAGAAGUGUAGAAUUAGACUGCUGGGAUGGCGAUGAUGGGAUGCCUAUCAUUUAUCAUGGGCACACUCUUACUACUAAGAUCUCUUUUAAGGAGGUAGUCGAAGCUAUUGAUCGCAAUGCAUUUAUCACCUCCGACAUGCCAGUUAUCAUAUCAAUAGAAAACCACUGUUCAUUGCCUCAGCAACGCAAGAUGGCUGAAAUUUUCAAGAAUGUAUUUGGAGAUAAGCUGGUAACAAAGUUUUUAUUUGAGAGUGACUUUUCUGAUGAUCCCAUGCUUCCUUCACCUGGCCAACUGAAAAGAAAAAUCCUGCUUAAAAACAAGAAGCUAAAAGCCCAUCAAACACCAGUGGAUAUAUUGAAACAAAAGGCUCACCAGCUAGCGCAUAUGCAAGCACAGGCUAGCAAUGGUGCUAGCAACCCCACACCUACCAAUGAAGAGGAAGAAGAUGAAGAGGAUGAAUAUGACUAUGACUAUGAAUCUCUCUCUGAUGAUAACAUUCUUGAAGACCGACCUGAGAAUAAAUUAUCAAGUGAUAAACUGCAGUUUGAAUAUAAUGAAGACACUGCCAAACGAAUAAAGAAGGCUGAUUGUGCUACUUACAAUAAUAAAGGAAAGGUUUACGACAUGGAGCUGGGUGAAGAAUUCUACCUUCCGCAAAAUAAGAAGGAAAGCAGGCAGAUAGCCCCAGAGCUAUCAGAUCUUGUCAUUUACUGUCAAGCCGUGAAGUUCCCUGGCUUGUCAACUCUAAACCCAUCUGGCUCUAGCAGAGGAAAAGAAAGAAAAAGCAGGAAGUCCAUUUUUGGCAACAAUCCUGGCAGGCUGAGCCCUGGGGAGUCAGCUACUCUUGCCAAAGCAUCUGGAAAAGGUCCUUUUGAUGUGAUGCGGCAGACCUGGGAAGAUCCUUGCACUCCUUAUAACUCUCCAGCUUCUCUCAGUGCUAUCAUAAGGACGCCCAAGUGCUACCAUAUCUCCUCCCUGAACGAGAACGCAGCCAAGCGGCUGUGCCGGCGGUACUCGCAGAAGCUGAUCCAGCACACCACCUGUCAGCUCCUGAGGACCUACCCUGCUGCCACACGCAUCGACUCCUCAAAUCCCCAUCCGCUGAUCUUCUGGCUCCAUGGCGUACAGCUUGUGGCGCUUAACUACCAAACAGAUGAUCUUCCUCUGCAACUUAAUGCAGCGAUGUUUGAGGCCAAUGGUGGCUGUGGAUAUGUUUUGAAACCUCCUGUUCUGUGGGAUAAAAAUUGUUCAAUGUACCAGCAGUUUUGUCCGUUAGAAAGAGAUCUUGAUAAUAAGGAGCCAGCUAUAUAUUCUUUAACAAUUGUGUCUGGACAGAAUGUCUGCCCUAGCAAUAGCAUGGGCAGUCCGUGCAUUGAAAUCGACGUGCUGGGGAUGCCUCUGGAUAGCUGCCAUUUCCGGACGAAGCCCAUUCAUCGCAACACACUCAACCCCAUGUGGAAUGAACAGUUUCUUUUCCGGGUUCACUUCGAAGAUUUGGUCUUUCUUCGGUUUGCAGUUGUUGAAAAUAACAGCUCAGCUGUAACAGCUCAGAGAAUCAUUCCCCUAAAAGCUCUAAAAAGAGGCUAUAGACAUGUCCAGCUCCGUAACCUGCACAAUGAAGCAUUAGAAAUUUCUAGUUUAUUCAUAAACAGUCGGAGAAUGGAAGAAAGUCCCUCUGGAAACACUCUGCCUGCAUCUAUGUUGUUUGGCACAGGGGAAAGGAAGGCUGCUGUAACUUCCAAAGUGACAAUUCAUGGAAUUCCAGGCCCGGAGCCUUUCACUGUUUUUAAUGUAAGUGGGGGGACCACAGCUGCACAGCUUCUCCAUCAGCUCUUGGCUACCACAAAAGGCACCGAGUCAUGUGCUGCAGACUAUUUUCUGAUGGAAGAGAAAAGUUUUAUAUCUAAAGAAAAGAGCGAAUGCAGAAAACCACCAUUCCAGAGAGUAAUUGGUCCUGAUGAAGGGCUAGUGCAGCUUUUGAACAGUUGGUUCCCAGAAGAAGGAUAUGUUGGAAGGAUUAUCUUUAAAACCCGAGAGGAAAAUUUAAACGAGAGAAACUCCUUUCAAGAAGCAAAGGAAGAUGCAGCCAUCAGCUCUGAGGAUGACAGUUUCUUUGUUCAGGUACACGAUGUCUCCCCAGAGCAACCACGCACUGUCAUCAAAGCUCCCCGCUUCAGCACAGCUCAGGAUGUCAUACAGCAGGCAGCACGAGAUGACAAAAGAAAAGGCAUUUCCUUUACCAGUGAACUGAAGAAGUUAACCAAGUCAAGCAAGCAGUACCGGGGAUUCAUAUCUCCACCUCUGCAGGUCUUGCCGGACAGUCCACAGAGCAAGGAUGAAAGGUCUGCCUGCGGUCUGACUUUUGGUGACGUUAUGGAGUAAAACCCACCACUGCCUGCAGUAUGGUCUGGUCAGGUAUGAAAUACCGAUUCUAUCUCUGAGCAAUCAUUUAAUACAUGAUAUACAGAGUAUGUUUUUCAAAGCUGUAGUUGGUUAAAGCACAGCGAGGUACAAGAGACUGACAAAGACCCAUGAAAGCCUCACCCAUUGGUGUGCACAGGCACAGUAACACCAGCAAGGGCUCCAGUUAUUUAUUAUGGCAUUUGCUACUGAGAAUCAGAAUGGUGUGAAGACUGGCAUUUCACCUGCUUUCUCUGCCCAUUUGAAAAACAAAACCAAAAUGUCACAUCCUGGUUGAUUUUACAGUGCGCAUUUUAAUCAACUGACUGUGCUUAAUUAACAAUGUCCUGUUACUCUUUUGCUCUGGGCCAAAAUAAAUAGAAGUAUCCCAUAGAGCUUUUGUUAUUUUUUUAAUAAAUGCAUGUAAUAAAGUUAUCAGGAUGGACUAUCUCCUUUUUAGCUAAAACAAGUUUAUAGUGUUAAUUUCUCUCUCUGUGGAUUUUUUUUCCAGAAAUGUUUAAACAUUUUUACUGUCCUUUCUGAAUUUCUUCCAUCUUGCUUCAGUCGAAACAACAAAUGAAAUACACAACAUAAGACUGUCUUGUUUAUAUGAAGACAGUGCAUGUAGCUUGUCCACCAACAGGUGUUUGUUUGCAUAGUGCUACUACAGCUCAUGGUAAACGAAGAAAAAAAUCUUUUUCAGUGUUGAUAAUCCCAUCUCAUGUAUGGCCAAUUUACAAUUACAUUUUUCUUUCCUCAUGCACCUAAUUAUUAAAGCGUUCUUUGACGUGCACUGCCAUACUACUGCUCAAUCAUUAAAUUAACAGAAUUCAAAUAAUAUUUCAAAUAUGAAGGGACAAAUGUGAUACGUUCUUUCUAGGCUACCAUAAAAUCCCUAAAUCAUCAAAACAAUCUGAAUUCAAGAAAAGCGAAGUAAAUCAUGCAAAGAUCCCAGUCACAUUCCCUCUUCUUCUGCAUUUGUUCUUUCAUUUUUUGAAAACUGGAAUUUACAUCACCAAAUCCUUCUGCAGUGCCUUUGAAGGAACCUGCUGCGGUCUGACCUGGUCAGCCCUCGUGUGCCCUGGGCUAUGGAUGCUUAAUCCAGGCAAUGCUGCUGGGUUAACAUCCAGAAUCUGGGAAUCCUAAGUGGGAUGGCGUAGAUUGGAAAGAUGCCUGUCAGCUCUUGGAAGAUUCUCCUCUUCCCAUAUCUUCACAUCUGCAGAUUCUCGAUGGGCAGAUGAAGUUUUCUUGGACUGUAUGUUGUAAACAAACAUGCGUCGUCGCCCUCUCCUUUUUAAACAAAGGAUAAUUUUAGCUAGAUGCUUCUAGGGAAACUGAAGGCAGAGACUCAGAGUGUUCUUUUAUGUGUAUUAUAUUAAAAUAAUGCACUUUUACCUGAAGAUUUCUUGUUAAACACUGUGUUAAGUGACUGUAAAGAGAUUUAAAUAUACUGUAACUUCCUUUGCCUAUCUGUUUAACUUUGGUGAAUAUACACAAAACACUCAAAUUAUUUAUGGUUUACCUACUUUAACAAAAUAAUGUACAAUAGCUAAAUACACCUAACUGGUAGUGAUACUUUGACAAGAAACAACGUUUUCUUCUUAUAAAUUCUAGUUUUCAAGGCUUGUGUUUAAAGAAAGAAUAUUUAUUAACAUGUUCCAAAGUACAUGCUAUUGUAUAAUAUAUUUAUCAUAUACUACUUUUUAGAAAAUGCAGAAUUUUUACCUCUCUCUGGAUUUAGAGGAAAAAAUGUUUGGACUUUUCUGGUGGUUUCUUUUCAGCACAAGACAUUUAAUGCCCAAGCCUGACCAAACUCGUAACAAUGCAUUGAAAAAUAUAAUUAACAUUUCAAAAUUUUGAAUUCAAAGUACAUUUUUCCAUACAGUCAGGAAAUGUCUUUUUACUUGUCUGUUAAACCCAGAGAGUAUAAAGAACUCUUACACUAUAACUCUUGACGUUUUUGUUUACAUAGAAACACUGUUGUAAAGUUUUAUGUUUGCUGAAUUCAUCUUUUGAUAUUUAAGUUAGUUGUGGUUGUGUCUUUUUUUUUUUUUUCCAUGGGAGUUCACGUGCUUAGCUAGUUAAAACAAUCCAUACCUACUUACAGGGGCACAACUGAAUGAUACAAUUGCUGAAAUCAAUCAUCCCUUUCAUUUCACACAAGAAGUGCAUCUGUGGUGAAUAAAUUGCUCUGCACACAUUUUGUCUCCCUAGACCAAUCCCUAAACAAAGCAUUGCAGUUACCUGGUGUGACUAAAUCAAGAAAUCCACGAAUACAAGGGGCGACUCAUGCACUCUGUUCUUCCACAUCAACUUCAGCACUUGAGCACAAAACGUUGCUGCUCCUGAGAGAGAAGCUGCAUCAGGCAGAGGAUAAAACAGCAGUGUAACUAAAAGGAAGUUGACUUUUGCUAGAAUGAAAGGAAGGAAGUUACAGGCAAUAGUCCUAUGACAACACCUGACCCUCCCUACCCCCCUCCCAGUAAUUAGAAAAUGAAGUGAAAGACAGCAAAGUCAUUAAUUGCCAUAUAAACAAGCAGACAGAACCUGCAUUCUGUCACCAGAAGCUAUGAAGUCUUUCACUAGACACUACAGAAAAUUCCUAUAAAGUAACCAUUAACAAAGCAAAAAAGUGCCCUCUUGAGGUCAUUUCCAGCUUCCAGGGAAAAUCACCACAGAAACACAAAAAAAGUCAAAUUUCCCUGUGGCAUAUCUUCCCAGAGACCAUGAACUUCCCACUGCUUAUCUUCCGUGCCGAUGUAGCAAAACAGCAUUUUGCAAUACAGCACUCACGAUCUGAUUAAAAACCCCAACCACGUCCUAGCUCAGCCUCUUCACUCACGCAUUGCCGCUCCUCUCGCCCUACCCCGCCUCAUAUACGUAGUGCAAGACUGACACUGAGUAAAACGUUAGCAGUGACAACUUACCUAUCAUUUUAUAGCCAUAGUUUACUUUGGAAUUAUUGGGAAAUACUUACCUCAACUUACUGUACAAUUCAACUAAUGCAAACUUUUUUUUAAAAAAAAUGUUAAUUUCAGUCUGUUGUUUCAACACAGUAGCAAUUCCACAUCACUGAGAUUUUUUUUUUUUUCCUCCUUUUGGUGUUUUUAAUGGCAUUUUAGAACCAAUACUUACUUUCCUGUAGAGUUUCCCCUUACCUGCUUUGCUCUUUUUUUGUGUGUGUGUUAUAUUCAGCAGCACUGAAAAUAAAAUUCUUAACAUCACCUAUAGUAUCAUACUAGGCUGGAAGACACACUUGCUAAUUCAUUAGAUUCAACAUAGAAAGUUCUUACACCUCUGUUGUCAUCCACCAAUGGUUUUCUGUCACAUAGAUUUAAAAAAAAAAAACAAAAAAAACCAACCACACGAAACCACAAAACAAAACCCAAAAUACCCUUGGGACACUAGCCAUGUCAUAUUGUGUAACACAGGUCUAACACUAGCCUGAAGUCUAGUGACAAUUUAAAAACAGUAGUUUUGUACUAUUUCUGCUAAUACAGUAAGUUUCUUUGUGUGGGCAUAGUUUAUUAAUGUAUCUUCCUCAUCAAUCAAAGCCUAAAGCUGCAUUUGCUGCUGUUUAUCACAGUGAAAUACAGCAAAAUAUAUAGCUUUCUAUUAAAAACCCCCAACUGUAUAUGCAUGCAGACAUCUGGAUUUGUGUAAGACUAAUUACACUGUUCCAGUAUUUUUGUUAAUAUAUAAUUUAAUUUCAAGUUUUAGGUAUUGGUAAAUAGCAGCGUGAACUAUUGUUGGUGAAACAUGGUACAUUUUGGGGUGAAGUUGGAAAGAAAUACAGUAUCCUUCCCUUCAUGUUGGUUCGAAGUAUCCUAAUAAUGAAAAUACAACACCACUUGAAGCAUUAAACAGGUUUUUGGUUUUUUUGGUUGUUGCUUUUUUUUUUUUUUGUUAACUUUUGUGAAAGCCCAGUUAAACAGAUUUCACGUGCUGAGUUAUUUUAAUAGGAAAGUUUAUUCUGCUUAGCCACAGGUUUGAUUUCUGCAGGAAUACCUGCCCACACAUUCCUAUGACAAGACUGACAAAAUAACUUUGUCCCUUUCUGUGCUUUUGGCUGGGCAAAGACAUCAACUAGGAAAAUACAUUCAUUUUUACGUUACAAACUAUUUACAGGAAGCAGCUUCCAGGAUAAAGUUUGAAAGAAAGGAAUGUAAAUAAUCAACACUUUCCAGAAACAUGCAGUCUCUGAGAGGUAGCAGGCCUCACAAUGAACAGUUUACAGGUGGAAAUCUCACUCUCUGUUGCCUAUUGACAAAAAUACAGAGGUAUUUUGUUCUAUACUGUUUUAAAAACGGUUAAUUUUCUACCUAUUUUUCUUGCAUAGCAUGUGCUGCUUGCUGUGGUGUGACUGUAUGGAAGUUGGGCAGCCGUGGACCCUGGCCCUGCUGCAGUAGAACUCAGUUUGCAGGAGCCGGGGCACACCAGGAGGUACUUCCUACCUCCUCAAGACUUCCUGGUCUGUUUUACUGAUCCCAAGUUUAGCAGUUAGAAGAAUAAAAAAUACUUUCUCAGUUUUCAUUUUUAAAACCUAGUCACAUUAUUGUUAUUACUACAAAUAUUACUAGAUGAAGUAUCUCAAUAGCCAUCUUUAGAAAGCCAUCUGCUUCUAGAAAUCACGUGCUUUCAAGAAUUAAAGACUUUAACAUGGAAAUAUCUAAAUAUUUCAAGAACACAUUCUUUUACAGUCAUAGUUCGUCUUUCAAAAAGAACUUGCUGGUAGCUUUACAUUUCAGUGAAAGGUUGAGGCUGCAGCUUCUGAAACUGAACUGGCUGUUGUGCUCUAGCUCCCCAAGUGCUUCAGCUAGCAUUUGGGUUUUAUUCACUGGCCGUUACUAUUCCACUAUUAAAUUCAGUUUACUUUUAGGGUAGCCCACUAAAUGUAACAAUGGUGGUGUUUUUCUCCUGUCUGUGAUUAAGUAUUUUGUAACUUCAAUAGUGAUAGACAUUUGACAGAGUUAGCAAAUUAAACACAAAUAAAUAGCAGUAAAUAGAUUUUGCUCCAAUACAAGUAUAGGUUAUUUCAGUAUGACUUAGUUGUACAGUUGUCUUCCUCUGCCUCUUAGAGCAUGUCAAAGUAUUCUGACAAUGCAACAUCACUAUGUGCCAGUCUUUACAUUGUUUGGAAACUAUGUAAAAUGAACAAUUUUAAAAGUGACUUUUCCACCUGGACUAUUUUCUCUCUGCUGACUUGAAAAAUAAACUUGUAUUUGUAUAUGUUGUAAAAAAAUAAAUGGUUUAAGAUGUUCA